This is a messenger RNA of Triticum dicoccoides, 1705 nucleotides long. RefSeq lists its product as uncharacterized. The transcript is spliced from 3 exons. Lineage: Eukaryota; Viridiplantae; Streptophyta; Magnoliopsida; Poales; Poaceae. The coding region runs from base 17 to 1225 and encodes 402 amino acids. The record is from RefSeq and is a predicted model, not a curated record. Gene Ontology annotation, molecular function: protein binding.
UCCUCCUGUAUGCGCCAUGGCCUCGCCGCCGGCGAAGAAGAAACCCCCAACCACCAUACGCGACCUCGACCAAGACACCCUGCGCGAGAUCCUCUUCCGCCUCCCCUCUCUCCCGAGCCUCGUCCGCGCCGCCCUCAGCUGCCGUGCCUUCCUCGACGCCAUCCGUUCAUCCCCAGCCUUCCGCCGCCGCUUCCGCGCGCUCCACCCUCCCCCACUCCUAGGCCUCUUCCUCAGCAUCGAAGACGCCGUCAUCCCUUCUUUCGUGCCUCUCCGCCGCCGGCCCGACCCAGACCUCGCCGCAGCCGUCCGCGGCGCCGAUUUGUUCCUCACCCGUCUCCCAGUUCCCGAAGACGACAUCUCCCUUCCUUGGUCAAUCUGCGACUGCCGCGAAGGAUUCGUUCUUCUCGGCAACUGGAGCACCGAGCAAAUGGCUGUCUACAACCCGCUCACGCGGACCCUGGACCUCAUCCCCCUGCCGCCCCGCGAAAGCCGUGUGGGCUCGCAUAUUGAUUUCUACAUCCUCGCCUCGGAACAGGACUACCGGUCGUUCCGCAUUGUGUGCGUCCGGCACAGCAAAUGUGGGGCGCUCGCCAUCGUCUUCUCAUCAGACACAAGAAAGUGGAAGAUCUUCCCAUGGACAGACAUUGACGGGUUCUGGCCUCAACAUGGUAAGGUGGUGAAUGGUUGCAUCUAUUGGACCAUUGGAAUGCCGACGGACGCCCGUGUGCUUAACACCGCCACGAUGCAGUUCUUUCGGAUGGAUAUGCCGCCGCGCGGGACAACUAAUGAAACAUUGACGGCUGGCGAGACCAAGGAUGGAAGGCUCUGUGUGGUGUUCGCGCCUAUAGUAGCACUGAGGCCCGAGUCAGCACUUGUUGUUUGGAUAUUGAGAGCCGAUGCUGGCGAUGCUGUCGAGAGAUGGAUGCUGGAAAAGUCGCUUCCAUUGCAGGAGGUAGCUGGGAUUGUUCGGUGUCAAGUUGAGGAGAAUGUUAAAGUUCAACUCAGUGUUGAUGCGAUUAUUGAUGGCUUUGUGUACUUGUCUGCUUAUUGUGGUGCGUGGGAGCAUCAUCAUUCGACUCAUUGGUUCCUAUCCUACUGCGUGGAAAGAGCGGUGCUGAAAAAGCUUGACCGCAUCCUUUAUGAUGCUUCCUAUCCCUACAUUAUGCCAUGGCCUCGUUCGUUGGUACACAGCAAGCCAACCAACAUCAAGUUAAAGGCUAUGUGAGCUACCAGAGGCCAUUGAAGUGAUAUCUGCUCAUUAAGCUGCAUCAUCGGACUCCUUAAGGCAAAGGCGCAGAAGAAGAAACAUUUGUGCCGUUUGAUUUGUGCAUGCAACGCAGUCGGUUCAAACUAUGGAUUUUGACUGAGGGAUACUACCAAAGAAGCGGGGUGGCAUAUUUGCAAGGAGGGCUUCAUCAACAUGCAGCUAGACUUGUUGGUUCACACCAAGAGUCUAAACUAUCUUCAGUUCGAACUUGCAAUAUUAUGUCAGAACUUCCGUACAGCUCUUACAUUUAUUGGCCUUACAAUUCUUUUCUGUUAUUUUCGCCAUUUUACUUUGAUUUCCCCCCUUGUUUCUUCUUUCUUUUAUUUACCGUUUUCCUUUGUACUGACCCCAUGACCACUACCGAUUUCGCAUGUACAAUACAAUAUUCAGUUUGUACAUACCGGGUCAUAUAGAUCCAGAGGCCAAUAUUUCCAUGAA